Humulus lupulus (European hop) is the source of this 1821-nucleotide messenger RNA. Its product is annotated as probable glucan 1,3-beta-glucosidase A. The record is from RefSeq and is a predicted model, not a curated record. Gene Ontology annotation, biological process: cell migration; establishment or maintenance of cell polarity; actin filament bundle assembly. Gene Ontology annotation, cellular component: actin cytoskeleton; cytoplasm. The transcript has 8 exons. Bases 108 to 1628 code for a protein of 506 amino acids. Gene Ontology annotation, molecular function: hydrolase activity, hydrolyzing O-glycosyl compounds; actin filament binding. NCBI's taxonomy places the organism in Eukaryota, Viridiplantae, Streptophyta, Magnoliopsida, Rosales, Cannabaceae.
UUAACACUCUCUCUCUCUCUCUUUAUAUAUAUAUAUAUAUAUAUUUAUAGAAUAUGUACAACUAGAAAUUAAAAAAGGUGCAAUUGAGAAAAGAAGAUUAAAAGAAAAUGGCGUUAAACUGGCUCAUAAUAAGCCUUGGUGUCCUGUUUUGCGUGGUGUCUGUUUCACAAGGAAGGCAAACCAUUCCCAACCCUCCAAUGAGAGCCGUUAAUCUUGGAGGUUGGCUUGUUACAGAAGGCUGGAUUAAACCUUCUCUCUUUGAUGGCAUCCCCAACAAGGACUUGUUGGAUGGAAGGGGACUUCAGUUCAAGUCUGUUACAACAAAAAAGUACCUUUGUGCUGAGUUGGGAGGAGGAACUAUCAUCGUGGCAAAUCGAACUUCUGCUUCCAGCUGGGAAACAUUUACAUUAUGGAGGAUCAAUGAAAAUACAUUUAACUUUAGGGUGUUCAACAAACAAUUCGUGGGGCUUAACGUGAAGGGAAACGAGAUUGAAGUAGUGGCUCAAUCCAACACAACAACUGUGUCUGAUGUUUUCCACAUUGUCAGAAACUCCAAUGAUUCCAACCGUGUUCGUAUUAAAACCUCCAAUGGAUUCUACUUGCAGGCAAAAACAGAGGAUCUGGUGACAGCUGACCAUGAAGAGGAGACUUCUACAUGGGGAGACGAUGAUCCGUCUGUUUUUGUAAUGGGAUUCUCUGGAAAAUUGGAAGGAGAGUUUCAAGUCACAAAUGGUUAUGGCCCAACAAGAGCCCCACAAGUUAUGAGGGAUCACUGGGAAACAUUCAUAGUUGAAGAAGACUUCAAGUUCAUAUCAGAAAACGGAUUAAAUGCAGUGAGAAUACCAGUGGGAUGGUGGAUAGCGAAAGAUCCAAGUCCCCCGAGGCCUUAUGUUGGGGGCUCCUUAACAAUGCUAGACAAGGCCUUCUUUUGGGCACAGAAAUAUGGAUUGAAAGUGAUAAUAGAUCUACACGCUGCGCCUGGUUCUCAAAAUGGUUUCGAGCAUAGCUCUUCCCGAGACGGCUCAAUUGAAUGGGGCAAAACUGAUGAUACUAUACACCAAACUGUUGAUGUCAUAGACUUUCUAACAGCCAGGUAUGCCAAGAGUCCAAGCCUACACGCAGUGGAACUCAUAAACGAGCCUCUAUCCCCAUCAGUGCAACUAGAGACACUGACAAAGUAUUACAAGGCAGGAUACGACGCCGUUCGCAGGCACUCGUCCACGGCUUAUGUCAUAUUCUCAAACCGACUCGGAAACAUUGACGCAAGAGAGCUCUUCACUCUAGCCAGUGGCUUAAGUAGAUCGGUCAUCGACGUUCAUUACUACAACCUCUUCUCGUCUACAUUCGAAAACAUGACGCCCCAAGAAAACAUCGAUUUCAUCUAUACUAACCGAACGGGGGACUUGGGUUAUGUUACCACUUCAAAUGGCCCUCUCACUUUCGUUGGGGAAUGGGUGGCCGAGUGGGGAGUGAAGGAAGCCACCAAAGAAGAGUACCAAAGAUAUGCAAAGGCUCAGUUGGAGGUUUAUAAGAGAGCAAGCUUUGGGUGGGCUUAUUGGACUCUCAAAAACGUCAACAAUCAUUGGAGUUUGGAGUGGAUGAUUAAUAAUGGCUAUAUCAAACUUUAGAAUUACAGCAUUGCUAUAAUCCGCACCCUAGUAUCCAAUACUCUAUAACAUGGCAUUUCCUCGUUACUAUAAUUUAGUAGCGGUUCCUAUUUAUUUUAAUUUAAAUUAAAAUAUAUCAAACUUAAUAUUUAUUUUGUAUGAAUAUUGAUAUUGUGUAUUGGACACCUAUGAUGCUCUUUAGAAUUUAUCUUAA